Messenger RNA from Sabethes cyaneus, 2050 nucleotides. Its product is annotated as CLIP domain-containing serine protease B9-like. Gene Ontology annotation, biological process: proteolysis. NCBI's taxonomy places the organism in Eukaryota, Metazoa, Arthropoda, Insecta, Diptera, Culicidae. The record is from RefSeq and is a predicted model, not a curated record. Gene Ontology annotation, molecular function: serine-type endopeptidase activity. Bases 7 to 2019 code for a protein of 670 amino acids. The transcript has 5 exons.
UAUGGAAUGAUUGAAAUGAGUCGGCCGUUGUUCAUUUUAUUCGGUGCUGUUUUUGUGUUAAGUGUUUAUUCAUGUCGCCAUCAUUAUGGAGAACAUUGCCAUUUACCGGGAUCACAAAGAUCUGUUGGAAGAUGUGUUCCGGUAGAAAAAUGCGGCCAUACUCUUGCCAAUGUGAUUGCAUUACAAUUCGAUCCUAACGUUUCUUUCGAGCAGUACCUUCAGAGACGAGUAUGUGGUAAUGGACCAUACGGGAAUGCUCUUAUUUGUUGCGGAGAUCAAUCCAAUAGUGACGAGCGGAUAAGCACUCGUAGGAAACCCCAAGCGCGUCGCUCAUGUCGUACAUUUCGUCAUGGACCAGGCGUAUGUGUUCCGAUAGAAGAUUGUCCUUCGAUAUACAACUGCAGUCUGGAAAUACAACGCAACUAUAAUCCAACACUGCAUCUUCAUCUGACCCAAAGUUUUUGCUAUCAGGAGAAGGGCAAGGUCUUUGUUUGUUGCGAUGAUGAUCAAGACGUACGCUUGAGUCUGAAACCAUUGAAGAAACCUGGAUGGCAACGGUGUGAAACUCCCUUUUUAGAUUCUGGUAAAUGUGUUCCGGCUAGCCGAUGUGGAUUAGUUGAAAAUAGUGAUGAUGUACCAGAAUCGUUGAGGGCGUUUAUGGUGGGCUGUAAUCAGCCGAAUAAUGUGAACCACAUAUGUUGUCCCAAAAAUGAAAUCCGAUAUGAUGAAGAGUUUGGUAAAAAGUGCACUACACAAGCUGGAAAAUCGGGAUAUUGUACCGAGACAGACCGUUGUGACGAUUUCCUCAAAGCUAAUGACGGUCAGGAAUAUAUGAGAAAUAAUUGGUGCUAUACCAGUUUGGAACAGAUAGAUUACGUAUGCUGCGUACGGAAAAAUAUUUUAAAUGUUAACAAUAAAGCUAUCGAAGUUGGUACUCGAGCCGGAGAAGAUGCUCCCACCUGCAGAACACCUAAUAAUACGCCUGGUCGAUGCGUGGCACUUGCUGAGUGUCCUCCGAUCGUAGCGAUACUGCGAGAAACCUCCGCUACCAAAGUACCAGUCACACCAGCUCAAGCAGCUUUUCUAAAAAACAGCGUUUGUACUCCGGGAACAUCAUCGGGCAGUUCCAGUACCUAUUUCGUUUGCUGUGACGAGGUUGCAUUACAAACAGUAACUACGCCGGCUCCUUCGAAAGUAGUACCGGCGGCGGUCGAUCCUAAUGAUAUUACCAAUCAUCCAAAUUUACGCUUAUUGGACCGCACCAACUGUGGCAGAACGAGCUUGGAUGACAAGAUAUCAUUUGGGGAGCGAGCUUCUAUGUACCAAUAUCCUUGGAUGGCUAUGCUUAUUUACCGAACCACCAGUGGAGGAGAAAGUCCCGAAUGCGGCGGUACCGUAAUUAAUUCCCGAUACGUAUUAACGGCCGCACACUGUAUCGAUGGACAAAUAGAACGUUUAAUGUACAUUCGUUUGGGCGAAUACGAUACCCGCACCGACCCUGAUUGUGAUGAGUAUAUGGAUUGCGCUCCACCAUUCACGCGAUACAGCGUUGAGAAUUCUGUGAUGCAUGAAAAUUUUACCAGGAUGGUUCGCUCGGGCAACGACAUUGGACUACUUCGAUUGAAUCGUAAUGUAGAUUUCAGCAAAGGUGAUGUCUCGCCCAUUUGUCUACCGUUUACCAAUAAUCUGGUUCGAUUCGAUCCAAGCCUAUACUGGAUCACAGGCUGGGGAUUAACGGAGCGGUUAGAGAACAGUCCAAUUCUUUUGCAGGCCAGAAUUCCAUCGGUUUCUUGUAGCUUGAGUACUCAUUCAAUAUGCGCUGGAUUUGGAAAUGGCACGCUUCAUUGCCGAGGUGACUCCGGUGGACCUAUGAAGGUUCAGGUACCGGAGAUUAGCUUUAGAUACGUCCAAUAUGGAAUCAUUUCCGCUGGUCCAGGAUGUGGAGUUACUGGAGCUCCAGGUGUUAGUACACGGGUAGCCUUCUUCAUUCGGUGGAUUUUGGAUAACAUUCGGGAAUAAAAUAAAUACCCAAGAGAGCAAUAAUUUAAUA